Molecule: messenger RNA, 246 nt
Organism: Striga hermonthica
Lineage: Eukaryota; Viridiplantae; Streptophyta; Magnoliopsida; Lamiales; Orobanchaceae
Source: the annotation of a GenBank genome assembly
AUGGAUCAGAUGGGUGCGGUCGAUUCGGAGUUAGAAGAGCUCUUUCAGGAUGAAAAACGUGUUAGGAACCCCCUCGUCCCAAUCGGUGCUUUUAUGACAGCCGGGGUGCUCACAGCGGGUCUUAUUAGUUUCAGGCAAGGGAAUUCUCGUUUGGGCCAGAAAUUGAUGAGGGCCCGUGUGGUUGUGCAAGGCGCUACAGUUGCACUAAUGGUUGGUACAGCUUACUAUUACGGGGAAAAUUUUUAG